Messenger RNA from Oncorhynchus mykiss (rainbow trout), 2285 nucleotides. Lineage: Eukaryota; Metazoa; Chordata; Actinopteri; Salmoniformes; Salmonidae. The record is from RefSeq and is a predicted model, not a curated record.
GUGCGGUUUCCCAACUGGCUCGGUGUUCCCGCGUCUUCUCCUGAUUUCCUGCCCAUCUAACCUUCCCUUGGCUUGGUAACGAACCGCGAAGCUGCUGUCUACGUGGACCGGUGGGGUUAAAAUCUUCCGUCCGCCUUCCAGUCUUGUCAGGAAAUCUAAAUCUAAACAGAGAGACAGAGACAUGGCGACGAAUGGUACUAAAGGCUCUGAUGGACACGUUCUAACGGAGGUGAAUGCCGAGCCUAACGACAAACCCAAAACCUUGGUCGUCAAAGUCCAGAAAAAGGACCUUCCCGAAAGAGAGAACUGGACUGGAAAAUUUGACUUUCUCCUGUCUUGCGUCGGGUACGCAAUUGGACUGGGAAAUGUCUGGAGAUUCCCUUAUCUAUGUGGGAAGAAUGGAGGAGGGGCCUUCUUGAUUCCCUACUUUUUGACGCUCAUAUUUGCUGGUAUGCCCCUGUUUCUGCUUGAAACGUCCCUCGGUCAGUACACAUCGAUUGGAGGGCUUGGGGUGUGGAAACUGGCUCCCAUGUUUAAAGGUGUUGGUCUGGCCGCUGCAGUGCUGUCUUUCUGGCUAAAUAUUUAUUACAUCGUCAUCAUUGCCUGGGCCAUAUACUAUUUGUGGUCCUCCUUUACUACCGAGUUGCCAUGGCAAUCAUGUGGAAAUUCUUGGAACACAGAGCGAUGUUACACCAACUACAGCAUCCUGAACGCUGCCAACCUCACCAGUGCUGUUCAGGAAUUCUGGGAGCGUAACAUGCACCAGUUAACAGACGGUCUGGAGAAGCCUGGGGAGAUCAGAGCGCCUCUAGCCAUCACGCUGGCCAUCGCCUGGGUCCUUGUCUAUUUCUGUAUCUGGAAAGGUGUCGCCUGGACUGGGAAGGUGGUGUACUUCUCAGCGACGUACCCCUACUUUAUGCUCUUCAUCCUCUUCUGCCGCGGCAUCACUCUGCCCGGAGCCAUCGAUGGAAUCCUCUUCUAUAUCACGCCCAACUUCGAGAAGCUCAAGGAAUCAGAGGUGUGGUUGGAUGCUGCCACUCAGAUAUUUUUCUCCUAUGGGCUGGGGCUGGGAUCACUGAUUGCUCUGGGAAGCUACAACCCAUUCAAUAAUAAUGUUUACAGAGAUUCUGUCAUUGUGUGCUGCAUCAACUCGUUCACCAGCAUGUUCGCUGGCUUAGUCAUCUUCUCCAUUGUGGGCUUCAUGGCCAACGUGACUAAGAGGCCUAUAAUAGAAGUAGCAGCCUCAGGUCCUGGCUUGGCGUUCUUGGCCUACCCUGAGGCAGUAACCCAGCUGCCGAUCUCUCCUCUCUGGGCGAUCCUCUUCUUCUCCAUGUUGCUGAUGCUUGGAAUCGACAGUCAGUUCUGUACGGUGGAGGGGUUCAUCACUGCGUUGGUGGAUGAAUUCCCCAGAGCUCUGAGAGGAAGAAGAGAACUCUUCAUCGCUGCCGUCUGCCUGGUCUCUUAUAUCAUCGGCCUGUCCAACAUCACACAGGGUGGGCUGUACGUGUUCAAGCUGUUUGACUACUACUCAGCCAGCGGAAUGUGCCUGCUCUUCCUGGUCUUCUUCGAGUGCGUCUCCAUAUCCUGGUUCUACGGUGCCGAUAAGUUCCUUGCCAACAUUGAGGAGAUGAUUGGCCACAAGCCCUGCCUGUGGUGGAAGCUCUGUUGGGUCGUGUUCACUCCUCUUAUUGUGGCUGGAGUGUUCCUGUUCAGUGCUGUCCAGAUGGUUCCUCUCACCAUGAACAACUACGUGUUCCCGGCCUGGGGCCAGGGAGUAGGCUGGUGCAUGGCGCUGUCCUCCAUGCUCCUGAUACCUGGAUACAUGGUCUAUAUGUUCCUCAACCUCAAGGGGGAUUACAAAGAGCGUCUGCGGAUAAUGAUCCAGCCCCCGAUGAUGGUGAAAGGAGAACGCCAGGAGAACGGCCCUGAGCAGACUGCAGCAGAAGCAGAGAACCUGGCCACUGAAGAGGCUUACAUCUAAACCUUGUUACUACAUCCUAAACCCUCGAGGGCAAACUCUCUGCAGAAAACAACGUAAUCAAGGUGAAACGCAACCAAGGGAUUCGUCUCAAAUGGCACACAAUUACCUAUGUAGUUACACUGCUUUUUACCAGGGCCAAUAUAGAUAGUGUUUCAUAUAGGUAUUAGUCCUUCUGGGCCCUGGUCAAAUGGUACCCUAUUCCCUCUGGGCCCUGGUCAAAUGGUACCCUAUUCCCCCUGGGCCCUGGUCAAAUGGUACCCUAUUUCCUCUGGGCCCUGGUCAAAUGGAACCCUAUUCCCUCUGG